Messenger RNA from Nothobranchius furzeri (turquoise killifish), 718 nucleotides. RefSeq names its product gamma-crystallin M2. The record is from RefSeq and is a predicted model, not a curated record. Gene Ontology annotation, biological process: lens development in camera-type eye; visual perception. Gene Ontology annotation, molecular function: structural constituent of eye lens. NCBI's taxonomy places the organism in Eukaryota, Metazoa, Chordata, Actinopteri, Cyprinodontiformes, Nothobranchiidae.
UCAGCGGUUCUAUGAAGGGGGCGUCAGUAGUCCUUUACAUGCGUCCAGGUAUAAAAGGAAAGGGUUAAACCAGGUUUGAAAGCAAUCCAGAGCAAGAGCAACAACUCAUCUGCAGUCAACAUGAGCAACACUGGCAUGAGCAUGAGGGGAAAGAUCAUCUUCUACGAGGACAGGAACUUCCAGGGUCGCUCCUAUGAGUGCAUGAGCGACUGUGCUGACAUGUCCUCCUACCUGAGCAGGUGUCACUCCUGCAGGGUGGAGAGCGGCUGCUUCAUGGUCUAUGACCGUCCCAACUACAUGGGAAACCAGUACUUUUUUAAGAGGGGCGAGUAUGCUGACUACAUGAGCAUGACUGGAUGGAGAGACUGCAUCAAGUCUUGCCGUAUGAUCCCCAUGCACAGGGGAUCCUACAGGAUGAAGAUCUACGAGAGGGAGAACUUUGGUGGUCAAAUGCACGAGCUAAUGGAUGACUGUGACUCCAUCAUGGACCGUUACCGUAUGUCUGACUGCAUGUCCUGCCAUGUGAUGGAUGGCCACUGGCUGAUGUACGAGCAGCCUCACUACAGAGGCAAGAUGAUGUACAUGAGGCCUGGAGAGUACAGGAGCUUCAGGGAGAUGGGAUAUGGAGGCACGAGAUUCAUGAGCAUGAGGCGCAUCAUGGACUCCUGGUAUUAAAUACGUCCGGGUCAAUGCAACUCAAUAAAACUGUUCAAGACUA